ACACUCCCAAGGGCGAGGGAGGGUUCGAUCUCUCGCGCCUAGUUUCCCGGUCUCUCCUAGACCUUGGGUGUCUGGGUUGUUCUCAGCAAACGGUGAGGGUGGCAGAGCUUCAGGAAGCUUUCUGGCGGAUUUCCUUCAGUAAGAGGUGGCUUUUGAAACUGCAGAUACGAGUGUGGUGUGUGAUUUAAAGGCACGAUGGCGGCGAAAGUGUUCCCUAUGCCCCCAAAGCCAAAGCAGUCUUUUAUACUGAGAGUUCCUCCAAACUCCAAGCUAGGCCAAGACCUACUUCGAGAUGCUAGUAAUGGGCCCAAGACCAUCCACCAGCUGGUUCUGGAGCACUUCCUCACCUUUUUGCCCAAGCCAGGACUAGCCCAGCCCAGUCAGAAAAUCAAAGAGACCUUGGUUAUUAUGAAGGAUGUGAGCUCAGACUUUCAGAACCGAGUGCAACCUCUUCCCUUAGUGAAGCUGCUGACCAGAGAAGGAAUCCGGCAGAAACAGGAGACAGUAUCUCUGUGUUUGAAAUCUGAGCCUAAGGAGCUGAUGGUCUUUGAGGAUUUGAAUAUAUUUUACUCCCAAGAAGAAUGUGUGAGCCUGGGUCCUACUCAACAGCCCACCUCAGAGAAGGAAGAAGACAAUGUUGGGGAGAUGAUGUUAAUGGUUAAUGAUGACGAUAAUCCUGAGAAUGAAGAUCAUAGAGAAAAGUCUUCAGAUUGUGAUGAAAUUGAUUAUUCCAUGGUCUCUGAGCAACCUCCAGAUUGCCAUAAAGAAAAAAGACUAAAUACAUCUAUUCCAGCUGAAAGGAAAAUGAGAAAUCUUUUAGUUACCAUUGAAAAUGAUACUCCACUAGAGGAGCUCUCAAAAUUUGUGGAUAUCAAUAUUAUUGAACUUACCCGAAAUCGGAGAACAAGAAGAUGGUACACUUGUCCACUGUGUGGGAAACAGUUUAAUGAGAGUUCUUACCUUAUUUCCCACCAGAGGACUCACACUGGAGAAAAACCCUAUGACUGUAGUCACUGUGGGAAAAGCUUCAAUCAUAAAACCAACCUUAAUAAACAUGAGCGUAUCCAUACAGGAGAGAAACCUUAUUCCUGUUCAAAGUGUGGGAAAAAUUUUCGUCAAAAUUCUCAUCGUAGUCGCCAUGAAGGAAUCCAUAUAAGGAAUAAUGUAUUUAAGUGUCCGGAAUGUGGGAAAACCUUCCCAGAGAACAAAGAAUUUGUGCUUCAUCUGCAAAGUCACGUGGCUGAGAGGCCAUACAGUUGCAAAAAAUGUGGGAGAAGAUUUGGUCGGCUGUCAAACUGCACUCGCCAUGAAAAAACCCACUCAGCAUGUAAGACGCAAAAGCAGAAGUAGGAUCGGGAAAGGUCAUGUGGUCCUGUCUCAACUUGAAAUGGUUCAUAAGGAAUUCUGAAUUUUUGGGCUGUCUGAAAAAAAAACAGAUAUGUGAAAACUUCAUAAUAGCCCAAAUUGGAUAAAUAUGCAUCUUGCCUGAAGCCUCAGAUUUUUAGGAAAUUCACAGGGAAGAAAAUAUCCUCAAAGUCUAUACCUCAGUUAGCAUCCAGGCUUUUUGGACUAAGGAGCUUGCCUUUGUGAACUUAUACAGCAAUGUACAUACAGGUCACAGAUCCUUUUCCCACCACAUAGGGAUUCACGCUUGAGAAAAGAUGAAUAGUGGAAAGUGUUUUUCUGGACUGGUAUGUUCCUGGAAGACCCAGACUACUGAUUUGUUAAACCAAUAGCUUCUAUUAAUGUGUUAACCCUCUUAAGAAUACCCUGUUAAAAGCUUGAGUUUUGAAAGGGAUUGUUUGCUUUGGAAUAUAGGAAAAUAUACUAAUUGAAUAUCAAAGGCUUACUCUGUCAUUUAUAAUCUAAACUAUCAAUUUCAGUAACAUUUGCAACUUGUGAAAAGUGACUUACAAAAAUCCUUUUCACAACAUAAUUUUAAAAUGUCUACAUUCUUACUAUGCCUUGUUCAGCUAGUAAUUGCUUAAACAGCUCUCUGAUGCCUUUCCCUUGCCACAAAAGAAGUUUAGAUUGCUCAGGUCCAGCCACCCAACCCCACUACUGAAAAAGCUCUUGAGAAUCUUGUCCCUCUGCUGAGCCAAGACUUACUAGGAAGAAAACUCCAAGAGCCACAAAAGGAGGAAGAGCACAUUGGCUUGGAACCAGAGUUGCUCAAUAUCUUGACCAUAAGCUUAAUUCCUCUCUAAGCGCAGUUUUUAGACCUUUGGCAAUAGGUGGUCGCUACCUCACAAGCAAAGUUUUAUUUUUAGAAAUUGUUUCCAGUGACUAGCUCACAUAGCCCCUCAAGAAACAGGAUCCCAGUGUCUUCAUUGUAGUAGAUAUUUGUUCUCUUUGGCCUCCUGAUAAUCUAGACUUUCCUGACCUGUCUUUCUUUGACCUUGACUCUCCCAGAGUCAAGGUCAGUGGUAUCUUCCUGGGACCAAUUCUGUGGUAUGUGAGUUUAAGGAUUGUUGAUCAGUUUUAUACUUUCUAGGUUUCCCAAGUUUUUACAUUGGUAUUUUGAUUGGAAUAAGUUGGCCCUCUAAACUAUUUGAAUAAAAACUUGUUAACUUUAUAAAUUUUGUCUCCCAUUCAGAACUAUAUCUUUUCAUUUAUUAAUUCCUGAGUAAAUUCUUCUCAUUUUUUAUUGUAAAUAGUUUUUAUUAUAUUUUUAUAAUUAUUGCUAUUAUAUAGGAAAGUUAUUUUAAUUAUGUAUUUGUGAAA
Molecule: messenger RNA, 2724 nt
Organism: Artibeus jamaicensis (Jamaican fruit-eating bat)
Lineage: Eukaryota; Metazoa; Chordata; Mammalia; Chiroptera; Phyllostomidae
Gene: ZNF200
Product: zinc finger protein 200
Exons: 5
Coding region: 196-1350 (384 amino acids)
Source: RefSeq, a predicted model, not a curated record